Messenger RNA from Penicillium malachiteum, 708 nucleotides. RefSeq lists its product as uncharacterized. NCBI's taxonomy places the organism in Eukaryota, Fungi, Ascomycota, Eurotiomycetes, Eurotiales, Aspergillaceae. The coding region runs from base 1 to 708 and encodes 235 amino acids. The transcript has 2 exons. The record is from RefSeq and is a predicted model, not a curated record.
AUGAGCUCCGGUUCCUCUACUGCAGGCUCUAACGCCAUCUCUUCUGAUAUGGAUGAGUCAAACUUUCUGAAACGAAACCGAAUGUUGCAUUCGGUCCAACUGGGUCUCUCUUCAUUCAUCCUUGUUGCUGCCAUUGCAGUCAUUCCUUGUGCAGUGGUGCCUUACCAGCAUUACUUGGACACGGCCAAAUGGGCGACUGCGAGUCUCGCCCUAUGGCCUCAAAAUCUUGAUCUUCGUCCCACCGUAGCCGCUCUCUCAUGUGGCUGUGUUAUUACAUUUUUGAACUUGAUAUAUGUUGUUACUGCUCUCCUCCCUUCACCUCAUUCUAGAAUCAGACUUCUGAGCCUAUCCUCAGCUGUCUCAGCAUUCGGUGGCUUCCUCACGGCUCUGGUCUGCCUUCUGUUUAUCAUUUACCGCCCCUCCUCAACCUAUCCCACUGGCUUCACGGAGAAUGAAACCCUGCACAGCUGGACUUGCAAGUGGGAGCACAGCUCUGCGAAUAUUACUGCCCCAGCCCACUUUGAACGGGAUUGUCAUACCAGCCAUGCUAGCGUUGCAUUAGUAUCAUUGCUUCUCGGAUUGGAGAUUUGCAUGGGAAUUGCCGCCGCAGCUGGUACCUGGUUCCAGAAGAAUGUUGGUCGUCGACGUGAAGAGCAGGCUGAACUGGAGAAACUGGAGAUCGCUACGAAGCAAGCGUAUCGAAACUAA